This is a messenger RNA of Perkinsus marinus ATCC 50983, 1269 nucleotides long. RefSeq lists its product as hypothetical. NCBI's taxonomy places the organism in Eukaryota, Perkinsozoa, Perkinsida, Perkinsidae. Gene Ontology annotation, biological process: biosynthetic process. The coding region runs from base 1 to 1269 and encodes 422 amino acids. Gene Ontology annotation, cellular component: cytoplasm. The record is from RefSeq and is a predicted model, not a curated record. Gene Ontology annotation, molecular function: L-kynurenine:2-oxoglutarate transaminase activity; pyridoxal phosphate binding. The transcript has 10 exons.
AUGACUACCAGCACUCCCUCUUUCAUCAACGGUAAGGACGGGGCUCCCACUCUGCCAGAGGUCCAACCCACAGAGAGCCAGAUAAGGCGUAUGACCAGAAUGGCUCUUCAACACGGUGCUGUCAAUUUGGCCCAGGGCUUUCCCAACGAGUCUCCCGAUUUUGCGGUCAAAGACCAAGUCGUACGAGCUGUUAUCGGUGGUAACUCCGAUAAUGCUCAAUCCUUGAAGUCUCUGGAUGUUGAGCCCCUGGUCAAGGCUGGUAGUACUACGCUGAGCUCCUUGCUCUCAGCAGUGGAGGGCUCCAUGUCGGGCAACGAUGAACUAAACCAGUAUGCUAUCCCUUAUGGCAGGACUGACCUUAGGCAAUCGAUUGCUAAGUACUACCAUCACUUUUACAAUUUCGACGUGGACCCUGAGGAGGAGCUCACCGUGUGUCUUGGGGCUACCGAGUCAAUGGCUUGCACUCUUAGGGCUAUAUGCAAACCGGGCGAAUCGAUACUUAUUUUCGAGCCCUUCCACGAGAUCUACCCCAACCAGGCCGCCGUCUACUAUCUACAUACUAAAUACUGCAGGUGGCCUCCUCCUACUUCCCCCUCCAUUCCUUCCUCUACCAUCAUUUUAGGCUCUAUGAAGGUGAGGACGACAAGUGGUAUGUGGAUUGGGAUAUGCUUGAGGCCAGGCUGCGAGAGGGCGGCGUUAGAUGUAAGGUACCCCUACUCCUCACCACCAGCAGUAGUGUCUCGAACUACUCAGCAUCGUUCUCAAUACGCCCCACAACCCUACUGGNNNNAGUCGGCCUCAGCAACAGGGUGGAGGGUAGGCUGGGUUAUCAGCCCUCGCAAGUACACUGAAAUCAUCAGAGCUGUUCACGACCAGACGGUACUACAAUCACCGUCACCUAUGCAAUAUGGCACAAUCGCCUUCACUGAGCUCAGUGAUAACUAUUUCAAGCAUUACCUUCCUGAGAAGUACCAGAGAAGGCGAGACUUAUUCGUACCAGCCCUCCGAGAACUCGGCUUCAAAGUCACUACACCUCACUCGGCAUAUUACGCGUUUGCCAAUUUUCGUGAGGUGCCCAAACUGAAGGGAAUGUCGUCUUGGGAGGCCACCGACUACCUUGUUGAGGAGGGUGGUGUUGCUGGGGUGGCCGGGGCUAACUUUUGUGAGAAGGGCUCGGGUAGAGGGGAGGAUUAUAUACGGUUCUGCUUCUGCCGAACUGAUGACGAGUUGAUGACGGCCAUUAACCGUCUUAGGAAGGCAUUGCAGUGA